Messenger RNA from Saccostrea echinata, 1700 nucleotides. Its product is annotated as gelsolin-like protein 2. The record is from RefSeq and is a predicted model, not a curated record. Gene Ontology annotation, molecular function: actin filament binding. Bases 61 to 1164 code for a protein of 367 amino acids. NCBI's taxonomy places the organism in Eukaryota, Metazoa, Mollusca, Bivalvia, Ostreida, Ostreidae. The transcript is spliced from 13 exons.
UAGAGAGUUACACUUCCUGUUUGUCGAGGAGUGACGAUUUAUAAGCGGACGGUGGUCAAAAUGUCAGGUCUUGUCAAAGCCAAGCAAUAUGAUUGGAAGGACAGCAAUCUAGCAUUGUUUGGAUCAGAUACAGAGAAACAGGUCAAAAAGGAGUCUGCAGAGUCUGAGCCCGCCUGGAAAGGAAUUGGACAGAAACCCGGACUCCAAAUCUGGAGGAUUGUGAAAUUCAAGGUGACAUCAUGGCCCAAAGAGGAUUAUGGGAAAUUUUACAAUGGAGAUUCUUACAUUGUAUUGAAUACCUACAAGGAGGAGAGUAGUGAUGAGCUACUGUAUGAUGUCCACUUCUGGAUCGGGAAGUACAGCACUCAGGAUGAGUACGGUACAGCAGCGUAUAAAACAGUGGAACUUGAUACAUUUCUUGACGACAAGCCAAUCCAACACAGAGAAGUCCAGGGCUUUGAGUCUGAUCUCUUCAAGUCCUAUUUUGAUACAAUCACAAUUCUAGAAGGAGGAGCAGACACCGGAUUUAACAAGGUGACCCCUGAAAAGUACACACCUCGUCUGUUUCACUUCUGUGGCACCAGGAAACAUGUGGAGGUCAAACAGGUUCCACGCUCUGCGAGUCGAUUGGACAGUGGAGAUGUUUUUAUUCUGGAUCUGGGUUUGACUAUUUACCAGUGGAACGGUAAAGGCAGCAACAAGGACGAGAGGAUGAAGGCCAUGCAGUACAUCCUUAAAUUGAAAGACGAGCGAAAUGGGAAAGCUCGUUCAGAAGUUCUUGAUGAUGGCUUAUUAUCAAAGGACCAUGAGUUUUACCAUGCCCUGACUGAAGACGAUGUUCCAGAUGAAGCAGAGAACAUGAAGCCGAAAGACUUGACAGUGGAACUCUUCAGAUUGUCUGAUGCCUCGGGAAAUCUGACAUUUAAAGUAGAGAAGACUGGGUCAGUAGCCACAUCUGAUUUGGACAGCAAGGAUGUGUUUAUUGUCGACACCAAGAAAGCUGUCUAUGUUUGGAUUGGAUUGGAAACCUCUGUUGCUGAAAGAAAGAAUGCAAUGACAUAUGCCCAUAAAUAUCUACAGAAAACUGACCAUCCACUUUUGAGCGUCACAUGUCUGUCCGAGGGAAAACAUGACAGACAGAUCAGAAUGGCCCUCAGCGCUUAGUUAUCCGAGGACAAAGGCCGAGGCUAAUCUAAUUCAUUAAUAAAUAUUUGAUACCCAGAGAUAACAGUUUUUGAGCUGAAAGAACCUUUAAAUAUGUUGUUCUGAUGUCAGCAAUAAUCAUAGUGUUAUAGUUUUGAUGUAGAUUUAGCAAUACAUAGUUUUCUAUCCAUGGAUUUCUUUUCCGAAGAUAAAGUUAUAAACCAGAUUUAGCAAUAUAUAUAGUUUUUUUAAUAAAUGGAUUUGUGUUCUAAGGAAAAUUAACACCAAUUGUUGGAGAAACUCGUUUUUGUCUGUCUUUAUCACUAACGUUUUUUUUCACUUUACAAGCUUAAUUUAUUUUUUUUUUUCAUAUGUAUACAAUUAUAAAUGUUACUUAUAUUAAGGGUAAAACAUGUGGGUUUUGGAGUUUAUAAUUAUUUUUGGAACUCUUUUUUCAUUCUUUUCAUUUUUUCUAGUUUUAUAGUGCUAUUUUCUUGCGCAAUAAUGCUGUAUAUCGCAGAUCAUCCUUAUAUAGAAAUAAACGUUAUAGCAUUUGA